Messenger RNA from Cucumis sativus (cucumber), 884 nucleotides. RefSeq lists its product as uncharacterized. The record is from RefSeq and is a predicted model, not a curated record. Bases 133 to 654 code for a protein of 173 amino acids. NCBI's taxonomy places the organism in Eukaryota, Viridiplantae, Streptophyta, Magnoliopsida, Cucurbitales, Cucurbitaceae. The transcript is spliced from 3 exons.
AUUUAGGAGCAUCAAUGGAUGCUUUAUUGGUUGGAUGAGAGUGACAGAGCUCCAAUAACAUAUAUGGGAAGGAAGAGAGUUUUCUCUUUUCUAUUGAGGAAUUAAUUAAGCUUAGAGAGAAAAUUAACAAUAAUGGAGAAGACAAUGGCAAAAGUUGGGAGUUUUUGGAUAUCAAAGAAAGCAAAGCAAGAGAUCACCACCAUCACUGCUCAACUCUCAUCAUUCUCCAAUACUAUAGAGGACAAGGCAAAAAUGGUACUUGACAAGAUCAAAGGGAAGCCGCAGAAAUCAUUGCCGGAGCUACUCCGAGAGCACAAUCUUCCGGCGGGAUUAUUCCCAAAGAACAUAAUCUGCUACGAAUUGGAUGAAUCGAAGGGGAAACUGGUGGUGCAUUUGGCGUCGGCGUGCGAGGUAAGCUUCAAGGACUCGUCAAUCGUAAGAUACGCUACUCGCGUAAAGGCGAAGCUGGCGAAAGGGAAAUUGAGUUCCGUUGAAGGAAUGAAGACAAAAAUUGUGGUGUGGACCAAAGUCACCACCGUCUCCGUCGAGAGUUACAAGUCGGAGAAGGUCUGGUUUGUGGCCGGAAUCAAGAAAUCGCGUCCCAAAGACGCUUAUGAAAUGCCUCGUCAAGCUCUUGGAGUUGACGAUUUCUAAAUGCUUAGAGUAACAUUUCAUGGCCUAAAAUAGCUAUGAGGUAUAAGGUAUGUGUUCAAAUCUUAUUAAAAAAAUUAUACAGUUAUACAAAUCACUCGUCUCUUACCAAACUAUAAAUUAUAACCAUAAUUUCUUACGUUACAAAUGAAAUAUCAUUGUAUAUAUAUUUUAUCGACGUUUUUAGAAUCUUUGAUGUGAGAUAUUUACAUAAAGUUUAUCAUUUUUAGGGA